Molecule: messenger RNA, 1353 nt
Organism: Caenorhabditis briggsae
Lineage: Eukaryota; Metazoa; Nematoda; Chromadorea; Rhabditida; Rhabditidae
Gene: Cbr-slcf-1
Product: Protein CBR-SLCF-1
Exons: 9
Coding region: 1-1353 (450 amino acids)
Biological process (GO): monocarboxylic acid transport; transmembrane transport
Molecular function (GO): monocarboxylic acid transmembrane transporter activity
Source: RefSeq, a predicted model, not a curated record
AUGGCUAUUGAGCGAGCCGCCCGACCGAACGUUCGUCGAGCUCGGCCGCCCGGACAACGACGAGCGGUUGUGUUUGAUGAUACACCAAAGCCGUCGGAAUGGCGGAAUAUUUGGGUGGCAAUAUUUGGAUUCUAUAUUUUGUUCGCUGAAACUGGUGUUAGGCAGGUCAUGAAUGGAUUCGUCGAGCCUGUCAUUAAAACCUACAAUUGUACAAAAGAUGAAGCAGACACUGCGGUUUUAGUGGUUCCCAUGGCCUCUAGCUUGAUAUUGGGACCAUUCUGCUCAAUUUUCUAUCAACGAACGGGGGCUCGGAUCAGUAUUUUCGUAGGAGCAGUGUUGACUGGAGGAAGUUUUGUAGUUGGACCAUUCUGCAAUUCAAUUUAUCUUCUUAUGUUGGCAACGUUUGGAAUAGGAAUUGGCUGCGGUUUAAUGAGAAAUUCCAUCAUUUCGAUUCAAUGUGAAUAUUUCAAAAAGAAACGAAACACAGUGAUGGCGGCGAUUUCCAUCGGACCGGGACUUGGUAUUUUUAUUCUUCCACGGACGUUGAAAUGGAUUAUGGUCAAAUACGACAGUUGGGGACCGGCUUGGUGGUUCUUGUCACUUUUCUAUGUGGUCUCUGCGAUCAUGGGUUUGUUCAUCUCCAAACAACCGUCAGAGCAAACUAGCAGUUUUUCAAUGGGCUCUGCUAUCAAAGUCUGCAAAAAAGUGGAGUUCGAUCUUCAUCUCAUUGCUUGCUUUUUCGCCUCGUCAGUCACUUUUAUCUAUCUAGCGAAUAUUCUGAUUCUCAUGGAGUCGGAAAAUAUUGAAGACAAAGAAGGAAUUUAUGGGUUCCAAGGGUUGGCGAGUAUCGUUGGAAAAUUUGUGCUCACUUUUGUUAUGAGCUUGAAUCGAGUUCACAAUGGUAUCAUAAUGAUUAUCAGUUACGUCAUUGCUCAGUUAUCCUUAUCGUCUGCCGCCUUCUGCUACAAAUUCUGGCAGUUUAGAAUUCAAAAUGCGUUUGCUGGUAUUGGUAUAGGACUCUAUCAAGCCUGUCUUGCUCCAUUCUUAGUUGCCAUUGUUGGCCCAUCCCAGCUCGCCUACGCUCUUGGAUUCACAAAUCUGAUAAACGGUGUUUCUAUCAUUUCUGGAGUUUGGAUUUCUGGAUUUGCAAGUAAAGGAACGACAGGAGAAGAAGCUCGUAGCGCAUUUUUCGUGUCUAUCUGGCUUGGAAUCGCUGCGAUUGUGAUGUCGGCGGUGACAUCGUUCCUGCUGAUGGCACGCGAGAAACAUAAGAGGAAGCCGUCGAUGAAACAGAUGAAGCACUCAUCCGAACUAAAUGCUCUUACCAAUAUCACUUCUGUCGAAAACUCAUAA